This is a messenger RNA of Triticum dicoccoides, 2212 nucleotides long. RefSeq names its product putative receptor-like protein kinase At4g00960. Gene Ontology annotation, molecular function: protein kinase activity; ATP binding. Gene Ontology annotation, biological process: cell surface receptor signaling pathway; protein phosphorylation. The transcript is spliced from 8 exons. The coding region runs from base 359 to 1909 and encodes 516 amino acids. The record is from RefSeq and is a predicted model, not a curated record. Lineage: Eukaryota; Viridiplantae; Streptophyta; Magnoliopsida; Poales; Poaceae.
CAGGAUAAUAUCUACGUUUCUGUUAGAUAUUCUUAAGGUGUAGGAAGUAGUCUUGGACUCUUGGUGUUGGUGGUGUUGAAAUGCCAUGCCAAAUUGUUUUACUUUCUGAAAAAUCAUUUUCUUCUGGUAUAGGACCUACUUUCAGAAAAAUCUGAGUCCAGUCACCACCUCAACAGUUUGGAUGUGGCCAUCCUAUCAGGGGAGGUUCCUUAUACAACUUCCCAACCACAUAGUCAAUCAUGAAGUCUGAAGGCUGCGACGCACUCGCUGCUCAGAGAAGUCCUAUGGUAUAGGAGCUGGCUACUGAGUGCUUGUUCUCAGCGCUCUCCAGUCUUCUUCACCAGCAAACUGAGAGAAGAUGAUGCUCUGCAAUGGUGUCAGUCAGGUGGCCAGCAUAGCGCAGCUUGCUGGGGUGGACGCGUAUGGACUCAUCACGAUGAUCGUUGAGGCUGCAAGGACAGUUAGAAGGAACCAGGAAACCUGCCAGCUGCUGGCGCGGCGUGUGAAGAUGAUUGGAGACCUUCUCCAGCAGCUCGAGAGCACGCAGCUGAUGCAGCAUACGGAGACGAGGAACCCCGUCGAGCAGCUGGAGGAGACGCUCCAACGUACGUACGUGGUCAUCACAUCCUGUCAAGGCAGCAGCUACCUACGCAGCUGCUUUAUUGGAGGGAAGCAAGCUGACCAGCUCCAUCAGGUGCAGAAUGAGAUCGCCUUCUACCUCCAGCUCUUCCCUCUUGUUGGCUUCGUCGAUACCAGUCGGACCUGGUCACGGCUUCUACACAGAGCUCAUCCUCUUGGUACAGAGGGUACUAUGGAUGAGUUACAUGCAGUCCAUCCUUCAGAACAUCAUAACAAUAGAACAGAGGCCUUCAAGGCAAUUCAUUUAGAAGAUCCGGGAACUCCUCCCUGUGCAAAAUCUGACGAAGAACAAAAAACAAGCCAAGCCAUGAAUAUGGAGGAAAUAGUCAAUCUCAUAGGUGUUGCAAAAGGUGCAGAGCUACCCUAUUUUAGUUUCUCUCAGAUAUUGGCUGCUACAGACAAUUUAUCAUUGCGGAACUUGCUUGGAAAUGGUGUAUUCGGCUGUACCUACAAGGGCAAACUACCUGAUGGUCUCGAUAUUGCUGUCAAAAGACUCAGCACAUCUUCACAUCAAGGCCUAUCAGAGUUCCGAGCUGAGAUUGAAGUCAUUCCGAAUCUUCGACAUAAAAAUAUAAUUUCGCUACUUGGGUUUUGUGUUCAAGGAAAAGAAAAGAUACUUGUCUAUGAAUAUAUGUCGAACAAUAGCUUGGCAGCCGUCAUUUCUGAUGAGUCAAAAAGGAAAUUGCUUAAUUGGUCAAAGCGUCUUCAAAUAAUCAAAGGGAUAGCAGAUGGCCUUGUUUAUCUGCAUCUGCAUUCUCAGAUGGGCAUUGUCCACAGGGAUUUGAAACCAAGUAAUGUCCUGUUGGAUACUGAAUUGAAUGUUAAAAUUUCUGAUUUUGGUCUGGCUAAAAAGCUAGCUCCAGAUGCAAUUGCGGAAGAUAUUGUAUGCGGCACAUAUGGCUAUGCAGAUCCUGAAUAUGCUACUACCGGAAUGUUAUCGCAGAAGGCAGAUGUAUACAGCUUUGGCAUCGUAGUUCUUGAGAUAAUAUGUGGAAACAACCCUUGGUUUUAUAUGGUGAAGGCGAAGAAGGGCUCAUCUCCAGGAUCACUUCCUGAUCAUGCACGCAAGUAUCGGAAGAGGCCCCGCAAGCUUGUUGACCCACUGCUACGCGCUAGCAAGAGCGAGAGAGCCCAGAUUGCGGAAUGCGUUAAGGUGGCUCUGCUGUGCGUCCACUGUCGUCCUGAAUGUAGGCCCGGCAUGUCGGAAGUUGUGGUGAUGCUCUGCAGCGUCGGGAGUGGGAGAUCGUCACCAGCUUACUGCUGUCACUGAGUAAUCAUCAGGGGUUGUAGUUGACCGAGGACGGCCAAAGAUUAUGACCGUCACAUUCACAUACAUGUUUUACAAUGGGCAUGGCAUUGACAAAAGAAGUGGGAUUCUGCAUUCUGGUCUGGCUCUUGGUCGCCCAAGUUCAGUUGAAGGUGAAUACAUACCCUGAACCGGGCGCGUGCUCCAGGCUUGGGAGCCAAUUUACGCGUUUGGAAUACUUAUCAGAAAAAAAUGUCAUGGUGCUUCAUGAUCACAAAUACUUAUUUAGUAAAAAAAAUGCAAGUGCCAAAUACUUUUGAUUUGUAA